Salvia hispanica is the source of this 610-nucleotide messenger RNA. RefSeq names its product putative histone H2B.1. NCBI's taxonomy places the organism in Eukaryota, Viridiplantae, Streptophyta, Magnoliopsida, Lamiales, Lamiaceae. Gene Ontology annotation, cellular component: nucleosome. Gene Ontology annotation, molecular function: protein heterodimerization activity; structural constituent of chromatin; DNA binding. The record is from RefSeq and is a predicted model, not a curated record.
UUCCCUCCAUCUUUACAUUCGCACUUUUUUUCUUCAAUCCCAAAACUUCCAUUUACUCUCUCAAAUUCUCUCUCUAAUGGCACCCAAGGCAGAGAAGAAGCCCGCCGAGAAGAAGCCGGCGGAGGAGAAGAAAUCGGCCGUCGCUGAGAAAGCCCCCGCGGCCGAGAAGAAGCCCAAGGCCGGCAAGAAGCUGCCCAAGGACGCCUCCGCCGCCGGAGACAAGAAGAAGAAGAAGGCGAGGAAGAGCGUGGAGACCUACAAGAUCUACAUCUUCAAGGUCCUCAAGCAGGUCCAUCCCGACAUCGGGAUCUCCAGCAAGGCCAUGGGGAUCAUGAACAGCUUCAUCAACGACAUCUUCGAGAAGCUCGCCCAGGAAUCCUCCAAAUUGGCGAGGUACAACAAGAAGCCCACGAUCACCUCCAGGGAAAUCCAGACCGCCGUCAGAUUGGUGCUUCCCGGCGAACUCGCCAAGCAUGCCGUUUCCGAAGGAACCAAGGCGGUUACCAAAUUCACCAGCUCUUAGGUUUUUUUUUCAUGGCUUAGAUUUUCUAGGGUUUAGUUAAAUUCUUAUUUUGUAUCGACGAUGAAUGAAUUGAUGAAAUUUCCCACA